This is a messenger RNA of Acanthaster planci (crown-of-thorns starfish), 4161 nucleotides long. RefSeq lists its product as uncharacterized. The record is from RefSeq and is a predicted model, not a curated record. Lineage: Eukaryota; Metazoa; Echinodermata; Asteroidea; Valvatida; Acanthasteridae.
AUGUCAAAGUACCCAGAAUUGAAAUGGGAUGCAGGAAACCUCACUGAGGAAUUUCAGUUGUUUAAGCAGCGCAUGACCCUCUGCUUACAAGACAAUGAGAUCACCGAUAAGCGCAAGAUUGCGGUGAAAAUUAAGAUAGCGGUUGGAAAUGAGGGACUCAGGCGCAUAAAUGCAUCUAGCCUCACAGAUGAGGAAACAGAGGACCCCGACAAAUUGUGGGCCCUUUUCGAAGACCAGCUCCACAUUAAGGUUAAUUACCGUGUACAUCGCAUGGAACUUAUGAGAUAUAAACAAAGGUCAGGCGAAACCAUUGACGAGUUUGUCACUAGGUGUAGGGACAAAGCAAAACAGUGCAACUUCGGGCCUUCCGAGCUGGCAGACCGUGUGUUUGAAUUGGUAAUCGGUUCAACGCCAUACGAGGCGUUCCAAAAAGAAUUGCUAGAUAAACCGCCAGAUUGCACAAUCGAUGACCUGCUUGCCGAGGGCCGGAAGUACGAGGCCAUAGCGGCGAGCAAAAAAUGUCUUCAGAACCUGUCCGAGGGCAGCGCUCCUGUCGAUGCAAUGCAGCGUUCGCGUAGAGCGUGUUCUAAUUGCGGUCUUUCUCAUCAGCCGCGCAGAUGCCCUGCGUAUAACGAUGUGUGCAAAUCAUGCGGAUCCAAGGGCCACUGGGCCAAGUACUGCCGCAAGUCUAGGCGCAAACAGCGUGGAGACAGCUCGCCCCGCAGGCGGCGAAGCGCAUCGCGAGGCAAGGCACCGUCGCGAGGCAGAGGUGGCAGAUCUAAAAGCCGCGAGACCUCCCAGCGUCUAGACCACGUGACCGAUGAAUCAGCAGGCAACCCACCAGCGGAGCAACCUGGCGCACAGUCUCACGAAAACCUAUUCUACUCCAUCCAAAUCUCCAACCUGAGCAUGACCCCUGUAAACCAAAUCGGGGUGAACGAGGCGUUCAAUGUAAUUGAUGUCAUGUGCCCAGAUAUGCUUGGCAUAAAACGCCUGAAGCUCAAAGUGGACACGGGUGCCAGUGCCAACACGCUUCCUGUCCGCACAAUGAAGCAAAUGUAUGGAGAUAGGUGGGGGUCAGUCACUAGACCAGCGGACGCCAAGCUGACGGCCUACAACGGUGCACACAUUAAAUGCCUGGGCUGCAUCGAUAUAAUGUGCCGAUACAAGACGUCACCAUGGUCGAAAGAAACCUUCUACGUCGUAGAUGUGCCAGGUCCUGCCAUAGCCGGUCUACCGAUAUGCCGAAAGCUCAACAUGGUCACGAUCCAUAGUGUUGCACCAACACCCGGUAUGACCGACCAGCAGCCCAGCCCACUAAUGACGCAGGCUAAGGCAACUUCCCCUGCCAAACCAUGGCCGCCACACCAACCAGGCCUGCGAAUAGCCUCCAUUGAUGACCUCAUACAGCACUUUCCAGGGAGAUUUGACACGCUUGGAAACUUCAAGGAAAAGGCUCAUCUAUACCUCAAAGAUGACGCGAAGCCAAGUAUCGACGCACCUCGCAAGUGCAGUAUCCACCUUAAGCCAAAGUUGAGGGCGGAACUUGACAGGAUGGAACGAGACGGAGUCAUACGCCCAGUCACCCAUCAUACCGACUGGUGCAGCUCCAUCACUACAAGUGUCAAGAAAGAUGGCUCCCUACGACUGUGUCUGGACCCCAAACGGCUCAACAACAGCCUCAAAAGAUGUCCACACAAGAUACCAACUCUGGAGGAGCUGAACCCGGAGUUCAGUAAGGCCAAAUAUUUCUCGAAAUUGGACGCCAAAGCUGGGUAUUGGUCGGUGCAUUUGGAUGACGAGUCGCAGGAACUCACCACGUUCCGCACUCCAUUCGGAAGGUAUUGCUUCCAGCGCCUUCCAUUCGGGCUCUGCGUGAGCCAAGACAUCUUCCAGCAAGAGAUGGACAAGAUCAUCGAUCAGGUCCCAGGCUGCGUGGGAAUUGCCGACGAUGUUGCUGUCUACGGCAAAACCGAAGAGGAACACGACAACAACCUGCUUCACCUCCUCUCCGUGGCCGAGCAGGAGGGUCUCGUGUUCAACAGUGCGAAGUGCAAGAUAAAGGUACCCCACAUCAGCUUUUUCGGGUCCACGUACUCGGCCGCUGGCAUCAAGCCAGACCCAGCCCGCAUUGAAGACAUAUAUGCCAUUCCUACGCCCCAAGACAAGGAAGACCUACAACGGUUCCUUGGGCUGAUGCAGUACGUCUCACCGUACAUACCCAAUUUCGCAGACAAAGCAGCACCACUAAGGGACCUCCUCCGGAAGAACGUCCCGUACCUAUGGCAAGAUGACCAUCAAGCCGCGUUCUCCAGCCUCAAAUACUCCAUAUCGGCAGAGUCCUGUCUACAAUACUAUGACCCAGGAAAGCCGACAACCUUGGAGGUGGACGCAUCGCAGAAGGGCCUCGGCGCAUGCCUGCUGCAGGACGAAAAGCCUGUCGCUUUCUCUUCCAAAACGCUCUCCACCGCACAGGCCAACUACUCGAACAUCGAGCGAGAGGCACUUGCACUCGUCUUUGGGAUCACACGAUUCCAUACCUACCUGUUUGGCAGCAGCUUUACGGUCCACACGGAUCACAAACCAUUGGUAAUGAUCUGCGCCAAACCGCUAACGAGUGCCCCACCACGGCUGCAGCGCCUCCUGAUCAAAAUUCAGGGAUACAAUUUCUCAAUCGAGUACAAGCCUGGCCCCACAUUGACACUUGCCGACGCUCUGAGUAGACUCCCAAAUCCAUGCAAACGAGGUGAUGUACCCCUCGACCUCCAGGUAGAUGAUGCCACACUUGCAGAUGGCCCAGUAACCAAGGGCAUUGACUUGGUGCACUUUGGGUGCAGCAAGCAGGACGAUCUGCAACGGCAAACACAGUGCGACCCAGUACUGAAGACACUUCAACAGCUCGUAUACACUGGAUGGCCCAGCACUAUUCGGGAGCUACCAUGUGACCUACGACCGUAUUGGUCAUACAGAGAUGAACUGGGAGUAUCCUGUGGUGUGGUUUUCAAGGGCAGACAAGUUGUCAUACCAGAAACCAUGCGCGCAGACAUCUUGAACCAGCUGCAUCUGGGACACUUAGGUGUCGAGAAAACCAGACGCCUCGCCCGCAACUCUGUCUAUUGGCCAAAGAUCAAUGACGACAUUGCCAAGCUCGUGGCAGAUUGUACGGUGUGCCAAGAAACACAGCCACGGCACACUAAAGAGCCAAUGAUACCCCACGAGAUCCCGUCCACGCCAUGGACAAAGCUCGGUACCGAUCUUUUCCAGCUUGACGGUGAAGAUUUUCUUGUCAUCGUCGAUUACCACUCGAAGUUCCCAGUGGUACACAAGCUGACCAACACCACAAGUGCAGCAGUCGCUCAUCUGACUGCAGCAACGUUUGGCCUUCUGGGAGCGCCCACGGAGAUUGUUUCCGACAAUGGCCCCCAAUUUGCAGGUAAAGCAUACCAGGAAAUGUGUAAAACCUGGUACAUCAGGCAUACGACGUCGUCACCAACUUACCCCCGCUCCAACGGCCUUGCGGAACGAAUGGUCCGCACGAUUAAGACCUUGUUGACAAAGUGCCGGAAGUCUGGCCAGGACAUCAGCCAGGCGAUGCUCAACCUGCGAGCAACACCAAUCGAGCCAAACCUGCCUUCGCCAGCCGAGAUAAUGUUCGGCAGAGCGAUUCGAACCACACUGCCAAGUAAUAACCCACACUUAAGCCACAACACUUCAGCUGAAACAUACACAGGCCUUCAACAGAGACAAGACAAAAUGAAACAAUGCCAUGACAAACAUGCGGGACCACCCCUUCCACCCCUGCAUGUCGGCCAGAAGAUCCGACUUCUGGACGAUGCAUCCAAGACCUGGAUUCCUGGGGAAAUUGUAAGGGUCAGACAAGAGCCUAGAUCGUACGAGGUGAGGACGCCCAACGGGAGAACUCUUAGGCGGAAUAGAUCACACCUGCGCGAGAUGCCUGCUAGCAGCGAACACAGCGUCAACCCCAAGGUGCAAAGCGGCACUGCUGAAGCGAAGCGCCUUGCAUUUGAUGAGCCCAAAAAGCAGGUCAGAUUCGACUUGCCCCCAGACACGGGCGAGUGCUCGCACAGGCAGAGUAAAGCCAAAACACCAGCAACCCCAAAUGCUAAAACGGACACAUCCGUCACAACACGAUCCGGCCGA